AUGUCUCAAUUACAAAAUUCCUACGGUACAUGUACUACUCAUCGGCAUCAACUGAAACUGAAACCUCCCGAACAUAAAUUAAGCCUUAAAUUGCUGUCUACAUUGACAUUUCCGAAUGUCCUGGCACGCUGCUGGUUACCCAGAGAAUCAAUCGACGACGAAGAAAGGCAGACUUUAUUGACUCCCUCUUCUUCUGCCCCUUCAACACUAACAGAAAGAUACGGUCUAUCCACCAUCAUCCUGCACUACGGCGUCCACAGCUCCGUACGAGUAUAUACCCGGAAAUCUUCGUCCGCGGGUGCUUCCAGGCAGCUUCAUGUCGUCAAAAUCCUCCGUCGAUCAUCGGACACUCUCGUCAGAGCUACCCAGCAUUUCGAACAGUCUCUCUCCUCAGCCGUGUCACACCCCAACCUUCUUCAAACCAUCGAUGUCCUCCAGAACGAACAUGGUGAGACCUGUCUAGUCAUGGAUUAUUGUGCCGGCGGAAAUCUGAACACCCUGAUCGCCACGGCCGAAGACAAUAUAGACAUAACCCAAGCAGACUGUUUCUUUAAGCAGAUCAUGCGUGCCGUGACAUAUCUUCAUGACAACGCAAUUGCGCAUCGAGGUCUGAAGACGGAAAAUAUCCUUCUUACUGCCCAUGGCGCAGUGAAAGUGGCCGACUUUGGGAGUGCGGAGUGGUUGCUAGAUGAAUUUGCCAAUGGGGAACACGCUGAGAACAGGAUACGUCUGCAAUUGUCCUCAUUGUACUCUCCACGGAAAUUGCCGGGAUUGAUACCUUACCUUCCGCCAGAGGAGUUUAGUGACUAUGCGGCGAUUGAUCCGAGAGCGAGCGAUGUAUGGGCCGCAGGACUUGUGUACAUGGCUAUGAGAUGUGGACGGUUACUUUGGAGGAUGCCUUGUGCGGAUGAGGAUGGGGGUUAUAGUGCGUACCUUCGGGGACGACAAACGUAUGACGGAUAUCCUCCGAUUGAAGCUUUGGAAGAGACGCGUUGUCGCAAUGUGAUAUAUGCAAUGUUGCAUCCUGAUCCUGUUCGGAGAAUCAAGGCAUCCGAGGUACUUCGGUCUGAGUGGGUGUACUAUGUAAAGGUGUGUGAUGCAGGAGAAAUGGGGUGGUAA
Aspergillus caelatus is the source of this 1119-nucleotide messenger RNA. RefSeq names its product serine/threonine-protein kinase. The record is from RefSeq and is a predicted model, not a curated record. Gene Ontology annotation, molecular function: protein serine/threonine kinase activity; ATP binding. Bases 1 to 1119 code for a protein of 372 amino acids. Lineage: Eukaryota; Fungi; Ascomycota; Eurotiomycetes; Eurotiales; Aspergillaceae. Gene Ontology annotation, biological process: intracellular signal transduction; protein phosphorylation; intracellular monoatomic cation homeostasis. The transcript has 2 exons.